Zophobas morio is the source of this 967-nucleotide messenger RNA. RefSeq names its product microfibril-associated glycoprotein 4-like. The transcript has 3 exons. The record is from RefSeq and is a predicted model, not a curated record. NCBI's taxonomy places the organism in Eukaryota, Metazoa, Arthropoda, Insecta, Coleoptera, Tenebrionidae. The coding region runs from base 24 to 929 and encodes 301 amino acids.
UGUUAAACCUUAAAGGAAGCACAAUGAACGCCUAUUUAAACUUACAGUAUAUUUUGGUUUUAACGGCAACAUUUAAUAACCUCGAGUGUGAGGUGGUCUCAACUACCGAACACCCCUCUGAAACCUCCCGAUCAGACAUACUGUUAAACAUAACCCGACGCUUGGACAUCCUUGAGUCACAGAAUGUUAAAAUUAUGGCCAUUCUGAACACCCAGCCACAGAAAAAUGCUGACCCCCAUCAAUCCACAGCCGAUUAUCCAACCGACUGUCAGGACGUAAAAUCACGAGGACAUGGCGACUCAGGGGUGUACACCAUCCAAACAAAAAUCUGGCCGCAGCCCUUUGCUGUUUUCUGCGACAUGGACACUAGAGGAGGAGGGUGGACGUACUUCUUGCACAGGUUCGAUGGUUCUAGGGACUUUUAUUUGAAGUGGAACGACUACAAAAUUGGGUUCGGUAGUCUAGUGGGAGAGCACUGGUUGGGACUGGAGUACUUGCAUCAAAUCACUGCUUCCGGGGAUUACGAAAUGUUGGUGAAAAUGGCUGACUGGGACAACAAGGUUGUUUAUGCUCACUAUAAGGUUUUCGUUGUGGGUUCGGAAAACGAAGGGUACGUUUUAAAAGCGGUGAGUGGGUACAGUGGAGACGCUGGCGAUUCCAUGUAUUGGUAUUCUGGGAUGAAGUUUACCACGCAAGAUAAGGACCAAGAUAUGCGAAAUAAUAGUAACUGUGCAAUCGAUGAACAUGGAGCUUGGUGGUAUAACCAGUGUACCCGAAGUAACCCCACGGCGAUGUAUUUGAAGAAAGCCAGAGAUUCAGGGAUUAGGUGGAAAAUUAUGUACUGGGGAACGUUCAGGGACAGCGAUUAUAGUCUGAAGAGGAUGACAAUGAUGGUUAGACCUCGACGAGACAAAAAUCUUGAAGUGUGACUUUUAACCGAUGAAAUGAAUAAAAUUUGACGUUCUAA